CGAGCCGGAGCCCGAGGCGACUGGAGCCGAGCGGGAGGCGCCGAAGCCACCGCCGGUUGCCCAGCGCCGCCGCAGCCCCCGAGCUCCCCUGCGCCCCUGCCCGCGGGCGACCGGUGGGCAGCGGGCGCCAUGGCCGCGCCGGAGCCGCUGCGGCCGCGUCUGUGCCGCCUGGUGCGCGGCGAGCAGGGCUACGGCUUCCACCUGCACGGCGAGAAGGGCCGCCGCGGGCAGUUCAUCCGGCGCGUGGAGCCCGGUUCCCCCGCCGAGGCCGCCGCGCUGCGCGCUGGGGACCGCCUGGUCGAGGUCAACGGCGUCAACGUGGAGGGCGAGACGCACCACCAGGUGGUGCAAAGGAUCAAGGCUGUGGAGGGGCAGACCCGGCUGCUGGUGGUGGACCAGGAGACGGAUGAGGAGCUGCGCCGGCGGCAGCUGACCUGCACCGAGGAGAUGGCCCAGCGAGGGCUCCCGCCCGCCCACGACCCCUGGGAGCCGAAGCCGGACUGGGCACACGUGGGCGGCUGCAGCUCCGACACCAGCAAGAAGGAUGUCAGUGGGCCCCUGAGGGAGCUGCGCCCUCGGCUCUGCCACCUGCGAAAGGGACCUCAGGGCUACGGGUUCAACCUGCACAGUGACAAGUCGCGUCCUGGCCAGUACAUCCGCUCUGUGGACCCUGGCUCCCCUGCUGCUCGCUCUGGCCUCCGCGCCCAGGACCGGCUCAUUGAGGUGAAUGGGCAGAAUGUGGAGGGGCUGCGCCAUUCCGAGGUCGUGGCCAGCAUCAAGGCCCGGGAGGAUGAGGCCCGGCUGCUGGUGGUGGACCCGGAGACAGACGAACACUUCAAGCGGCUUCGGGUCACCCCCACCGAGGAGCACGUGGAAGGUCCUCUGCCAACACCCAUCACCAACGGGACCAGCCCUGCCCAGCUCAAUGGUGGCUCUGCGUGCUCGUCCCGGAGUGACCUGCCUGGUUCAGACAAGGACACUGAGGAUGGCAGUGCCUGGAAGCGAGACCCCUUCCAGGAGAGCGGCCUCCACCUGAGCCCCACAGCGGCCGAGGCCAAGGAGAAGGCUCGAGCCACGAGAGUCAACAAGCGUGCACCACAAAUGGACUGGAACCGGAAGCGAGAGAUCUUCAGCAACUUCUGAGCCCCUCCCUGCCUGUCUCGGGGCCCUGGGACCCCUCCUGCACGGACCUUGGGCCUCAGCCCGCCCCGAGCUCCCCAAGCCUCGGUGGACUGGAGGGUGAUCCUGCCACUGCCCAGAAAUCAGCCCCAGUCCCCGUGAGCCCCCAUCCUGCCCCUGCCCGCUAGGUACUGGGGGCCUGUGGCAGCAAGGGAGGGGCAGAGAGAGAGAGAGACAGAGGGGCAGAGCGGCGGCCGCAGGGUGAGGGCCUUUGCUGCUCUGCUGGGCCUGCUGACUGAAAGGAAUUUGUGUUUUUGCUUUUUUUCCAAAAAGAUCUCUAGCUCCACACAUGUUUCCACUUAAUACCAGAGCGCCCCCCUCCCCUCCCCCUUGGGACGCACUCUAAAUAAUUGCAAUAAAACCGUUCUCUGCAAACCAUUUCCUCCCUGGCCCCCCUACCCCCCACCCCCUAUCCCCUACCCCUGCCGGCCUCAGCAGUGGCUGUCCUGAGUGGGAGUCCCUCAGACUUCGGGUGGCUGAGCUGGGGCCCCCAGCCUAUUUGUGGGGACCUUGGGGUAAGGCCAGGGAGGCUGGAUGUGGCCAUGGGAGCUGCCCACCCUGGUGUGGGGGUUCCUAGGCCAGGCCCUGCUCCCCACCCAGCUACCCUGUAUGCUUCUGCCUUGCUGGGGAUCUGGAGUGCAGGGCCUGGGCUCUCCGAGGGGCCCAAGGAUGGAGGCCCCAUGUCCUUGCAGAGGGUGGCCUUUCUACAGGCCCUUCAUUCCGCAUGGCAGCUUCCAGGCCUGGGGAAUGUAGGUGUGUGAGAGCGGCACCCAGGAAGGACUCUAGACCUCUGGCUCAGCCCUGCCUGGCGGGCUCCCCUGUGGACAUCCUGCUGACUGCUCUUCCCUCCUGGGCCCCACACCCCUGAAGUGACUGAUCGACCGGCACCGCUGUUGCCUCGUAAGCCAUAGCGCAUGCGCGCCCUCAGAAUAAACAGGCCCUGCCUGGGACUGACA
Cebus imitator (Panamanian white-faced capuchin) is the source of this 2135-nucleotide messenger RNA. RefSeq names its product SLC9A3 regulator 2 (gene NHERF2). Gene Ontology annotation, cellular component: apical plasma membrane. NCBI's taxonomy places the organism in Eukaryota, Metazoa, Chordata, Mammalia, Primates, Cebidae. Gene Ontology annotation, biological process: protein localization to plasma membrane. The record is from RefSeq and is a predicted model, not a curated record. The coding region runs from base 130 to 1143 and encodes 337 amino acids. Gene Ontology annotation, molecular function: protein-membrane adaptor activity; signaling receptor binding. The transcript is spliced from 7 exons.